AUGGUUCCUCGGGCUCGUGGGCUGGUACUGUGUUGCUUUCUGCUCCAGCUUCAGGGACCCCUGGGAGCUGUAGUUUUCAUAACCCAGGAGGAAGCACACAGUGUCCUACACAGGCAAAGGCGUGCCAACUCCUUCAUGGAGGAGCUUUGGCCGGGCUCCCUGGAGAGAGAGUGCCUUGAGGAGAAGUGCUCCUUUGAGGAGGCCCAAGAGAUCUUCAAGAGCCCCGAGAGGACCAAGCAGUUCUGGAUUGUUUACACUGAUGGGGACCAAUGCGCCUCAAAUCCGUGCCAGAACGGGGGCACCUGCGAGGACCACCUCCAGGCUUACAUCUGCUUCUGCCUCCUAGACUUUGAGGGCCGCAACUGUGAGACGAACAAGAAUGAGCAGCUGAUCUGUGCAAAGGAAAACGGUGACUGUGACCAGUACUGUGCUGACCAUCCGGGGACCAAGCGCACCUGCUCCUGUCACGAGGACUAUGUGCUCCAGCCGGAUGAGGUGUCCUGCAAACCGAAAGUUGAGUAUCCAUGUGGAAAAAUACCUGUUCUGGAAAAAAGAAAUUCCAGUGGUCCCCAAGGCCGGAUUGUGGGAGGCAAGGAGUGCCCCAAAGGGGAGUGUCCAUGGCAGGCUGUGUUGAAAAGCAGUGGGGCAUUGCUGUGUGGGGCCAUCCUGUUGGACACCGCAUGGAUAGUGUCUGCAGCCCACUGUUUUGAUAGGAUCCCGAGCUGGAGGAACAUAACGGUGGUGAUGGGUGAGCAUGACUUCAGUGAGAGCGAUGGGACCGAACAAGUACGGCGGGUGAUCCAGGUCGUAUUCCCUGACAAGUACGUCCGAGGCCAGAUCGACCACGACAUCGUCCUUCUUCGCCUCCACCGGCCUGUGACCUUGACUGACCACGUGGUACCCCUGUGUCUGCCUGAAAGGGCCUUCUCUGAGAUGACCCUAUCCAGAAUCCGCUUCUCAAGGGUCAGUGGCUGGGGCCAGCUGCUGGACCGUGGCGCCACAGCCCUGGAGCUCAUGGCUGUCGAAGUGCCCCGGAUGAUGACUCAGGACUGCCUGGAGCAUGCCAAGCACAGUCCUGACACGCCCCAAAUCACAGACAACAUGUUCUGCGCUGGCUACAUGGACGGCACUAAGGAUGCCUGCAAGGGAGACAGCGGUGGCCCACACGCCACACACUACCGUGGCACGUGGUACCUGACAGGUGUGGUCAGCUGGGGGGAGGGCUGUGCAGCUGUCGGCCACAUUGGGGUGUACACCAGGGUCUCCAGGUACACGGACUGGCUGAUCCAAGUCAUGAACUCCAAGCUCCAGGUUGGGAUUCAGCGAGUCAAACUAUUGUAGCUCCUUGGACAGCCCAGCCUUUCGGAAGGAGGAAAUUGCUGCUGUGGGGAUGCUGUUAUGUAUCAAAACCUAUUGACUCUCCUGCUAUUCCUGGGGUGGGGAAGGAGAAAGAGAUAAAGAGAGGAUCAAGAGUGA
Molecule: messenger RNA, 1476 nt
Organism: Peromyscus eremicus (cactus mouse)
Lineage: Eukaryota; Metazoa; Chordata; Mammalia; Rodentia; Cricetidae
Gene: F7
Product: coagulation factor VII
Exons: 8
Coding region: 1-1341 (446 amino acids)
Biological process (GO): proteolysis; blood coagulation
Cellular component (GO): extracellular region
Molecular function (GO): calcium ion binding; serine-type endopeptidase activity
Source: RefSeq, a predicted model, not a curated record